AUGACGGUGCAGAAGGAAAAGCGACUGACCAUCUCCAUCCAGGAGCACAUGGCGAUCAACGUCUGCCCCGGCCCCAUCCGGCCCAUCAGGCAGAUCUCGGCCUACUUCCCCCGCCUCUCCCCGACGUCCUCCGUCUGCGAUUCGCUCUCGCCGAGCCAGACAGGCUUUCCAUCUGUACCGUCUGCUGGGGGAACGUCGGCGGGAGGGGGACUCCUGUCUCCGCUGUCUCCGAGGGCAGCAGCAGGUGGAGGGAUGCUGUCUUCCACCAACAGAAUGGAAACAUCAGUGGAGAUCGACAGCUGCGACAGCGACGAUAAUACAUCAUUAGGAACUCUGGAGUUUGAUCUUCUCUAUGAAUCAGCCACAAGUUCCCUGCAUUGCACCGUCCUUCGAGCCAAGGGCCUGAAGCCGAUGGACUUCAAUGGUCUGGCUGACCCUUAUGUGAAGCUCCAUCUGCUCCCAGGUGCCUGCAAGGCGAACAAGCUGAAGACAAAGACAGUGAAGAACACGCUGAAUCCUGUCUGGAAUGAGACGCUCACCUACUGCGGCAUCACAGAGGAAGACAUGUGCAGAAAAACACUCAGAGUAUCCGUGUGUGACGAGGACAAGCUGACGCAUAACGAGUUCAUUGGAGAGUCGCGCGUGGCCUUACGGCGGGUCAAGCCUGACCAGCCCAAACACUUCAACAUCUGUCUGGAACACCCACCGCCUCUGCCGUCUCCGACCGCCAUGACCACCGCGCUCCGAGGGAUCUCGUGCUACCUGAGAGAGUGGGAGACAGAGCAGCAGCGCAGUUUGGAAGAACGGGGUCGCUUGCUGCUGUGUUUGCAGUUCCUCCCUCCGACUCCAGAAGAGGGCGACGUUCCUCCUGAACCAAAGGAAAGAGCGAAGGGGGGUCUGUGUGUUGGCGUCAAACGCUGCGCCCACCUGGCAGCCAUGGACGUCAACGGACUGUCCGACCCCUACGUCAAAACGUACCUCAAGCCAGAUGUGAAGAAGAAAUCAAAGCACAAGACAGCCGUGAUUAAAAAGACGCUGAACCCUGAAUUUAAUGAGGAGUUUUUCUAUGAGAUUUCGUUGAAUGAACUGUCGACUAAAACUCUGGAGGUGACCGUGUGGGACUACGACCUUGGAAAGUCCAACGAUUUUAUCGGGGGCGUGUCUCUGGGCUGUCACUCGCAGGGCGACGCCCUCCAGCACUGGAUCGACUGCCUGAAGAACAAAGGCAAGAAGGUGGAGCGCUGGCACACGCUGACCAACGACCUGCCUGGAUCCACCUGCUAG
Messenger RNA from Trichomycterus rosablanca, 1284 nucleotides. RefSeq names its product double C2-like domains, alpha (gene doc2a). Gene Ontology annotation, cellular component: synapse. Gene Ontology annotation, biological process: regulation of calcium ion-dependent exocytosis; exocytosis; spontaneous neurotransmitter secretion. The record is from RefSeq and is a predicted model, not a curated record. The transcript is spliced from 10 exons. Bases 1 to 1284 code for a protein of 427 amino acids. Lineage: Eukaryota; Metazoa; Chordata; Actinopteri; Siluriformes; Trichomycteridae.